This is a messenger RNA of Pestalotiopsis fici W106-1, 1845 nucleotides long. RefSeq lists its product as uncharacterized. NCBI's taxonomy places the organism in Eukaryota, Fungi, Ascomycota, Sordariomycetes, Amphisphaeriales, Sporocadaceae. Bases 1 to 1845 code for a protein of 614 amino acids. The record is from RefSeq and is a predicted model, not a curated record. The transcript is spliced from 4 exons. Gene Ontology annotation, molecular function: RNA polymerase II C-terminal domain phosphoserine binding; DNA binding. Gene Ontology annotation, cellular component: Cdc73/Paf1 complex.
AUGGCCGACCUAGACGAUGCCUUCCUGGAGCUCGUCGGUGGCGAUGAGUCCGAGGAUGAGGCCUCGGAGCAGGAAAUGAACAUCAGCCAAGCGGGGUCUGAUUCAGAGGAUGAAGGUAGACAGGCGACUAAGAGCUCCUCAUCAGCAAAGAAAACCAAAAAGAGGAGGCAGGGUGACUCUGACGAGGAAGAGGGCGAGGCUUCUGACGCCGAAUCAGUGGCAUCGCAAGAAUCCGUCCCGAUGGAUGAAAGCGACUCAGAAGCUGGCUCGCCAGCUCCCAACGCGAAUGGAGCUGUCGCCGAUGAGGAUGACAAGUACCCCUACGAAGGCAUGUUUGAGAGCGCCAAGGAAAAGGCAGAGAUAAUGGCUCUGCGUGAGGUUGAGCGCGAGUCUAUCCUAGCCGAACGUGCCCAAGAGAUUGAGCGACAGCGCCAGAACCGCCUUCUCCGACAACUUGUGAGCGCUGCCGACAAUAAGAAGCGCAAGGCCGACAAUGCCGAGCUUGAGGAGACACAGCGCAAGACCUCGCGACAAAGAACCAAGAUUGGUGGAUCCAAGGUCGGCGAAACGAGCGCCGGUAUCGAGUCACUUCGUCGCGCCAGAGCAGAGAAGAGUGAACGCCAGCGUCGCCUGGCUGAUGAUCGAGAGCGCAACAAGAAGUCUGCCAGAAUCUCUUCUGGCAGCCCAGAUCGAGAUGGUGAUGCCGAGAGUGAUGUUGAGUGGGAUCAUUCCAAGAGGCGUUCUCGAUCGCGCACUCCCGAGGUCAAGGAGGUCCCUCUUGCCGAUCUGAGAGACAUUGAGCGUGUGAGACUUGGUCGCAGUCGCUUUGCACAGAUCUGCUUCUUCCCUGGCUUCGAACAGGCCAUCACUGGCUGUUUUGCGCGCAUCUCCAUUGGCCCUGAUCCUCAGAACAGAGAUGGGCCCAACCAGUAUCGCAUGGCCGUUAUCAAGAGAUUCACGACUGGCAAGCCGUAUGCUAUGGAGAAGUCCAAUGGACAAACAUUCGUGACCGAUCAAUACGCUGUUGCUGCCCACGGCAAGGCCGAGAGAGAGUGGCCCUUCAUUGCUUGUUCCGACAGUGCCUUCACAGAGUCCGAGUUCAACAGAUACAAGGCGACACUUCAGCACGAAGGCCUCAACAUUCCGAAGCGACCUAACUUGUUAGCCAAGGCUGAUGACAUCAACAAGCUGCGAAGCAGAUCCUGGACCGAUCAAGAGCUGGACCAGAAGCUCCAGCGCGAACGUAAUCUGCGAAACAAGUUCAACCCCUCGAAUCGCGAAAGAAUAGUCAAGCAGCUCGAGGACGCCAAAGCAAGUGGCGACGACGCCAGAGCCUCUGAGCUCCAAGAUCAACUUGAUUCAAUGGAGGGCUCGCGCCUGGCAUGGAAGACGAGUCUGACGGCAGCAAAGCCUGCCCCGCCUUCGGGGGUAUCUCAGCAGGAUCGACUUGCUCAGCUCAAUAUCGAGAAUCGACGACGCAAUGCCGAGGCCGUCCGAAAGGCUCAGCUCAAGGAAAAGGCAAAGGCACGAGAGGUGGAAGCCAAGCUGGCCCGUGGAGAAGAUGUUGCAGAGGACACAUCUCGAAGAUUGCGCACUCAGCCCAAGUUCAUGCGGGACGAGAAUGCACCGGCAACCGGCGAGCGUAAGAGCACACCGCUGAGCGCAACAUCAACGCCAGCAAACGGCACACCCAAGAUGGGAGCUGUUCCACCUCACAUUGCCAAGUUGCAACAGCAAAACUCAACGGGCGCGGACAAGAAAGGCAUACCACAAAUUCACCGUCCGCUCAUGGAUGAUGACAUUAUUGGAUCAUUGGAUCUCGACAUCGAUGUGGAGAUUGAUUAG